CAAAACGGGUUUCCGCAGCCGCUCAUUCCCGCCCAGCAGCCGCCACAUCUGGUCAACAAUGUCGUCCCUCAGGCCGUCCCUCAGGCAAAAGACCCUCCCCGCCCUCCGGAGGAGCGGCCAAAAGAUGAAGACAACAACGAUUACUCGGAACCGGCUUUCUGGUCGGUGAUCGGAGUGACGAUCGCCCUCAGCGUCGCCGCGGGCGUUGUGGCGGUGUUGAUUUUGGUGGAAGUAAGGCUUCCCGGGUUGCUGGCCGGCGCUCCGGGGGAGGAGGUCGCAAAAAAUCUCCUGGAAAAAGCGGAUCAACAAAGGUUGCUGAACCAGCAACAGCAGCAAGCUUUUGGUGACGCGAGCGACGGCCGUGAUGGUCUGGGUGGAACGAUCGUUCCUGCGGCGAGUAGAAGAGGUAAGAACAGGAACGGCAAACUAGGAUCCUCCUCACAAGGGCAAGGCCGCGGUAGAAGAGCAAGUCGACGCAGCUACGGGCAGAGGCAGCAGCGCCCCGGCGCGAUGGGAGGCAGUAAGCAGACUCCUACGCGUCGUGGUGAUGGGACUAUGUUGGCUGGCAGGCCUGACGGUCGACCGAACACGUUGGACCGAAGUAGGAAUAAUGCCACGAUGAUGCAAAACCAGCAAAAUUAUGUUCUCCUGGAAGGUGCCAGCGGCACUGGUGCGGACUUCGACAAUGUUAACUCGAUGAAGAUUAUGACUACGAAUGAAGACGGCGGGGCCCCUCUAGGUCAACACGACGAGGACGUAUUGCUACGAAGCUCCGGCGAGCCUCUCCGAGUAAACGGAGCUGAUCAGCGGUUUCGACUGCGGCACAAAAGCAUGCAGAUGAACCAACAAAGUAGCCACAGCGGAUACAAUAGAAAAUCACACACUACUGGCGAUCCGGACGACGAUAAGCAGCGACAGGAUGUGGAUGAUGGUGAUCUCAACGGCCACAACCGUCAAGAGCAACACAUUUUUGUGCAAAAUGCCCUCGACUUGACACUCGCUGGACCCCCACCACAACAGCCGGAUGGAGUUGUAUCACAGGAAGCAGUUGCACCCUUGUUGCCGGCAGAAGCAGCGAGGUCUACCCCACUUGCAAGAACGAGGCGGCAAAAGGACGACGUUGUUGAAAAACCGAGUGAGAUGAUGAACAAACAAGCUUUAUUUCCUGGUGUGGUUCCCCCACGGCCCCCUGCUGCUUCAAGAAUAGCUGUUCUGCCUCCGAUUCGGAUUCCACAGGAAAAUAAAUCGCUCUCUUCUGGCGAUGAACCACCUGCAGGCACCAGUUCAGGACCACCUGUUCCCGGCUCUCCUGGUACCCAAGACGCGGCCGCGGUGGCAGCGCCGCAAGCCGCGGCCACUGCUUUCACCGCGCCAAGCCCUACCCCAGCUGCCGGAGUAGAAGACGCGUCUCCGAGAACGAGAAAUAUUAAGAGCUCCGCCCCAGCUGGGCUGAAAAAGAAGAAAAAUAAGAAGAAGCCCUCAUCCCGGCCAAAGCUGACCAACGAGAUGAACAUUACUAUUGAAGACGCGCCUACCGAUAUCCUGUGAAAAAACGCACCCAGUACCCCAGAUUUGUCAGGUGCGAUUUUGAUUACCCCGGAGGUGAUGUCUCAUGCCGCUCCUGAUAUUGAUACAUAGGCAUUUCAAUUUCUUGGCCGUAUUUGGAUAUUCGUAUUUGUCUUUGUCAUUCCCUACUCAGGACGAGCAGGACCAGAGUGCCGUGCGGAUUUGCGACACGAUUAGACGUAUAGCUAAGGACAACCACUGUGUAGCUGCGUUUCCAACCUUGUUAUGCGAAGUCCGAAGAUAAUUUACUAGCUUUGAUGUGAUUUGCAUUUGUAUAGCAAAACUGCCAUCAUCACCAUCCUGAUAAUUGGCGGCUGGGUGCGGCGUGUUGACUCUGGAUUACUGACCUCGUGAAGGAGCGGAAGAAGCACGCGGAGCAGCGCUUCCGGAUGGAGAAACUGGAGGAAGAGCGCCGACAGGAGCAACAGCGGCACUACGCCGCGGCGGCGGCACAGCAACAUCAACAUGCUGCUGCACAACAGCAGCACCAGCAGCAUCAUUUGGCGCAGCAGCAACACUUGGCGCAGCAGCAACACUUGGCGCAGCAGCAGCACUUCGCGCAGCAGCAACAUUUGGCGCAGCAGCAGCAUUUCGCCCAGCAGCAGUUGAUGCAGCAGCACCAGCAGCACAUGAAUCCGCUGAACAGCAGCACGCCGCACAUGUACAAUUACCUCCAGUUGAUGCAGCAGCACCAGGUUGCGGCACAACAGCUUCUGCACUACGGCCAGCAGCAUCAUUGGACCCCGGAGCAGCAGCUGGCUGCGCAGCAGCAUCUGGCGGCGCAGCAGCAGCAACAGGCCUACCAAUACCAAAUAAAGCACAUGCAGCAGCAGCAGCAGCAGCAGCAGCAGCAUCGAGGGGGUGAGAAGGAGAACAUCAUGCUGAACAAAAACAAUAACAAGAAUCCACCCAUCAAGCUGCAGGCACCAACCGCGGCGGGCGCACCAGUUCGGGAGAACCGAGACGCGCAUGGCAGGCAAGUCCAACAAGUGCAGGACCGAAAUCAUGUUCAUGAUGGUCAUCAGCAUGUUGUGCUACAGCCAGGUAAUCAGGAGGAAGGUGCAGGACAAGGAGCUCCUCCUGGCUCUACAGCCCCUCCACCGACAGCGCAAGAAGAGAAAAUGAAGAACGCAGUUGUAAGGCUAGAGAGUUACAAAACACAAGAUGCACUACUAGCCGAGAAAGACGAUCAUUGUGCCGUGCGUUUUCAGGCUCAGAAUACAGGAGGAGAGCAACUACAAGGCCCAACGCUGGGCAGACGAACGGCUGCGGAAACGGAAAACAAAGGGCUACAACAACAUGAUGAACAUCAUUUUCAUACGGCUCCCGCAGCGGCUCUGGAGGUGAACAAGACUACCACGACCACGCCGGGCUUUGUUACAGCCACUCCGACGACGGGCACCGAGAGGCAACCCGCAAAUGCGAGACACACCUGGAUAGUACAAGAGGACGGAAAUGGCGCGCCACCAGCCGGAGGGACGCACGAGCACGCUGGUCGGGACCAGCGACCUGCUUGCGCAGGCCUCAAAACAGGAUCAGCAGGAACCAGUGGAAAUACUGGCGUUGGCAGUCACCUGCUUCAUCUUGUUGAGCAACAAAACUAUAGUGCGUUCAAUACCGGCAUGAAUAUCAUGGGUCGGCAAGAAAUUCUGGAGCAACAGCAAGCCAUGCAGGGAUAUCAGCCAUAUUAAGAGCAGGGAACACGGUGGAGACCAGCAGAGACCAGCUGCUGCUGAAAGUUGCUGGCUAUCCAAUGUUGCUGCCCCCGCAUUAGCGUCCUCUUCAACCUGCUGUCGUUAAAAUUGACUCUAGGGUGGUACUGAUAUGAGACAAAAUCAGAUCGCAGCGGCAUUCUUGGUUGACCUGCAAAAUAUGAUUUUUCUGCUUCUUGCUCUCGUCGCACAAAAACUGCGAAAGUUCUCUGUCGCAGCCCAGCUUCCACGCUUUUCGCCGCUAUGAUUUUUUUUCAACUGCUGUCCUCUCUUUCAGAGCCAAGCUUCAUGCUUUUGCUUUUCGUUUUCAGACUACAGCUUCAACCUAGCAAUCAAAGCAAGUUGUAGAUGUUGGCAGCAAAUGCCACCCAAAUUCCGUGUGUAGCGCCGCUGUGCGACUUCGAUGCACGAGGAACUUGCAGACGCCGUCGUGCAUUUUUUCACUACUUCCACUUGGUUUAUUGAUACUGAUACUAUACGUUUUUCUACUGAUACUGAUACUGAUACUGAUACUAUACGCAUACUGAUACUGAUACUGAUACGAAAUCUUCUACUUCAACUAUACGUUUUUCAUACUUCACUUCGGCUUUUUGAAGCCAUCCCAUCAACAAGGAUUCCAACUUUAAAAACUACACUUUUUUCGGAUAUUUUUGCAACUACUAUGUAUAACUACAGCCAAUAAAUUUUAUAUAAGAAGGAUGGAUUCUGGUCGUCGCAGUCAGAACUGUUUUUCACCUGGUCGUUGUCUCAGUCAGAACUAUUUUUUAUUUCAGCUUCAGGUUCAGCUGCGCGACAGCUACCGCAUUUUUUCUUUCAGAUAUAUCACAUCACACGAGCAAAGCAGUUUUUCUUUUCCGACAUUUAGCUAAUGUAUGACGUAUGAGUGAUUUCAACUUGUUGCAUAACAAGAAUCGCAAUACAAAGAAGCAGCUGGCCCACAAAUUACAAUAUACACUUUUUGAAACUCACCGACACCCGCAAGAAGAGCUCCAAGACCGGCAGUGGCAAGAUAAAUAUUGAACUAGCAAGUUGUGAAGAUUUCGCGAUUUCCCCCUGAAAUCGAUCCAACAAGGACUUUCCUGUCGUUGUUUGUAUGUCUAAUUGGUUUAGUUUUAGCUCCCGCCCGUUGACACAUGUUGUAUUAACAUUUGAAUUUUAUACGACUCCGUCCCGUAGAGCCAUUCCUUUGGUUCUGGAUGAUUAGGAAAUAGUAUCGCUGCGCAAGCCGUACUUCUACUUUGCAGAUUCGCCCUGUAAGAUAAGAUAGAUCCCCGACCCAGCAACCUAGCUUGUGUGUCAGCGUCUUUUUGGUUUUCUUCAAGCGGUAUAAUAAAAUGUCUCUGUCUUUUUUUUUUUCGCUAAAGCGGAAGGACCUCCAUGUCCAUAAAUUUAUUUGUUUUCAUGAAAGCUAAGCAUAUUUAUUUUUGAAAAACAAAAUUAGCGACAACAUCAAAUUUUAUGUCAGCACUAGUAUCAUCAUGAUCCAUGUUUCAGUUUUUCUCUCUGUCAACUCAUGGUCGUUCCGAAACGGACCAGCUAUGGUAGAAUUAUUGCUGUAACUACAGGAGCAAAAAUCCCCCACCGAAUGAUUUACUUCAGUUGAGAACUACAUUUCAACUAUUAACCUCGACGGCAUUCUUAUACCGACAUUAACAGCGACAGAUAUUUGAGCAACUGCCUCGACGUCGAUCACCUCUCAUCUCAACGUCAGAGAAGAUCAUCGAAGCCGAAGGUUGCAGCUUUGGAUCUACUUUCGUCGAACUAUCAACGGCGAGAAGUAUUGAGAAGAAAAAGACAAUAUCUUGGGUCCACCGCCCGAGGAGGGGUCGCUCGCAUUUCUUGCUUACUGAAAAUUUUGCGCCGGUCUUCAUCGAUUGGGGGAAAAUAUUUUCAUUUUUUUUCGUUCUCCUGCCCGAGGACGCGGGGAAUUGGAAUUGUAAUGCAGAUUGAGAAAUUCUACAAGGAAGACAACAACAUCAACAGAAUACUGAGUGGACUCAGUCGACCUCUUCCUCGUGGUGAACUUGAUUUCAGCUGCCGUCUAUUAUUUAUUUCGUCAUACCCGACGUUGGGAGAAAUCAUUUUUCGUCCUGGGGAAAAGUGAACAAAAGGAGCUUUUAGUAUCAUAUCUAUUAUCCGCUCCGUGCUUGUUUCACCAGCGAGCAUUUUCUUUUCUUUUCCGAACGACAUAGUAGACGUCAAUAUUAAUGGAUGGCGAUUUCUUAGCGAGUAAAAAGCUGGAACGAAGCCUCACACCAGAGUGAGGUUGAGCUUCUACUUGUAUUUUUCCCAGGAUCAUUUUAUUACCAAUGGUCUAGGGCGCCCGUAGUGCUGUAACUAUAACGCAAAUCUUCCGGAUGAAGCGGCAGCCGCAGCGUUCAUUUUCUUUUUCCUUUUCGCGAUUCAAAUAAUAGCAUAGAUAGGUGGAGCAGCUGCAGCGCUCAUCGAUGGAGGUGAACCAGCAGACUACGCGAACGACAAGGUGUAGGUGUCGCCACUGCCUUAUGAAAAAGUUCUCUCUCUGCCGCUCGAAAACCUCCUUGAUGCUUUGCUUCGCAUGACGAACAAUGAAUGUCCGUUUCCGGUGAGAACUCGGUGCGGAUUUUUCCACUACCACACUUCUGCAUCCGCGAUUGGAAGUCUACCGCACCAUGACAAAC
This is a messenger RNA of Amoebophrya sp. A120, 5938 nucleotides long. The record is from the annotation of a GenBank genome assembly. Lineage: Eukaryota; Dinophyceae; Syndiniales; Amoebophryaceae.